AUGAAGUACGUUCUGGUCUCUGGAGGUGUCAUUUCUGGUGUCGGCAAAGGCAUCAUCGCUAGCAGUUGCGGGUUGCUGCUUAAGACUGCCGGUCUGGCCGUCUCGAGUAUCAAGAUUGAUCCUUACCUCAAUCCGGAUGCCGGUCUUAUGAACCCUCUAGAACACGGAGAAUGUUUCGUUCUCGACGACGGAGGUGAGGCUGACCUCGACCUCGGAAACUACGAGCGCUACCUCGGAGUGACUCUCGGGCGGGAUAAUAACAUCACCACUGGAAAGAUCUACCAACACGUCAUUGAGAAGGAGCGUCGCGGCGACUAUCUCGGAAAGACAGUUCAGAUCGUGCCGCACCUCACCAAUGAGAUCCAGAACUGGGUGGAACGGGUUGCCAAGGUUCCCGUGGACGAGUCAGGGCGGGAACCAGACGUUUGCAUCAUCGAGUUGGGUGGUACUGUUGGAGACAUUGAAAGUGCACCUUUCGUUGAGGCUAUGAGUCAGCUCCAACGACGGGCCGGCAAGAACAACUUCUUGGAGAUUCACGUCAGCUACGUCCCUCUGAUCGGCUCGGAGCAAAAGACCAAGCCUACCCAGAGGGCCAUUAGCGAUGUUCGCAGUGCUGGUCUCAGACCGGAUCUGAUCGCCUGCCGCUGCGAGACGCCUCUUGAGGAGGGAACCAUCCAGAAAAUCGCCAACGCCUGCCAGGUAGAGCGGGAUCAGGUUGUUGGAGUUCACAACGUGUCGACCACUUAUCAGGUGCCAAUUCUCCUGGAGAAGCAGGGCUUCCUCAACACCAUCAAAGAACUGUUGCACAUUGACUCGGUUCCGAAGGACCCCAAGCUCAUCGAGCAGGGUAAGGUGAUCUGGCAGGAAUGGCAGGGUCUUGCCAUUAGCCAGGACCGUGUCUUUGAGACCGUCUCUAUCGCCCUUGUCGGCAAGUACACCAGUCUGCAUGAUUCAUAUAUGAGUGUGAGCAAGGCGCUCGAGCACUCUGCCAUGCAUUGCAAGAAGAAGCUCGAUCUGAUUUGGGUCGAGUCCUCUCACCUGGAGGACGAGCACAAGGAGACAAACCCGGCCGAGUACUACAAGGCUUGGCACUCGGUUUCAACCGCCAACGGAAUUCUGGUUCCUGGCGGUUUCGGCGAGCGUGGUACCGAGGGUAUGAUCAAGAGUGCCCAAUGGGCCCGUACGAACAAUGUUCCUUACCUCGGUGUUUGCCUGGGUAUGCAAGUGGCCGUGAUUGAGUACGCUCGCAAUAUGUGCGGAUUGACUGGGGCUGGUAGCGAGGAGUUCCACGAGAACUGCGAGCAUUCUGCGAUCGUCUACAUGCCUGAGAUCGACAAGACCAAGAUGGGAGGCACCAUGCGACUCGGCAAGCGGGCCACCCACUUCCAGCCCGGCACCGAGUGGUCCCGUCUGCGGAAGCUGUACGGAGACAAGCAGGAGAUCUGGGAGAGACACCGUCACCGUUACGAGGUCAACCCCGAACUGGUCGACCGGCUCGAACAGGCUGGUCUGACCUUUGUCGGCAAGGACGACAGCGGCAAGCGUAUGGAGAUAAUCGAGCUCAAGGACCACAAGUGGUUCGUCGGUGUGCAAUUCCACCCCGAGUAUCUGAGCCGAGUGCUUGCGCCCAGCAAGACCUUCCUGGGCUUCUUCGCUGCCUCGGCCGGCUGCCUCGAAGAGAUCACCGAGGUGUUCAAGGAUCGCCACGACCUGAGCCACCGAGAGGUGAAACUCCCCGUCCAUUAG
This is a messenger RNA of Aspergillus thermomutatus, 1746 nucleotides long. Its product is annotated as putative CTP synthase. Gene Ontology annotation, molecular function: identical protein binding; CTP synthase activity. Lineage: Eukaryota; Fungi; Ascomycota; Eurotiomycetes; Eurotiales; Aspergillaceae. Gene Ontology annotation, cellular component: cytoophidium; cytoplasm. The transcript has 4 exons. The record is from RefSeq and is a predicted model, not a curated record. The coding region runs from base 1 to 1746 and encodes 581 amino acids. Gene Ontology annotation, biological process: CTP biosynthetic process; pyrimidine nucleobase biosynthetic process.